GAGUGUGGAUUUUGCUUGAGCAGUCAAUUAACAAUUAUUAUCGUCUUACUUUGUCCAGACUCCAGAGACCUAACCUAACCUUUUAUUGUUUUGUCUCUUUCGAUCGGUGCCGGCACAAGAUGGUUGAAGCACUUUUUGGCGCCCCUCUCUCUAACUGCGAAACCUUUCAAAGCUUUGAAAGCUUAUGCAUGCAUUGCGGCGAAAACGGCACUACAAAUUCCUUCAUCACUUCCAUUCCUCACUUCAGAAAGAUUUGGUUGUCCGCUUUCGAUUGUCCUCAUUGUUGCAACAAGAAUAAUGAAGUAAUGUAUGUUGACGAAAUUCCAACUCGUUGUUGCUCUUACACCUUGAAGAUCUCAUCAGGCAAUCCAGAGAUGCUCAACAGACAAGUGGUAAAAUCAGAACAUGCUACCAUCAAGAUACCGGAGUUGGAUUUUGAGAUUCAAUCAGAGGCUCGGCGUGGCAGUCUGUCAACGGUAGAAGGGAUACUGAUGCGAGCUGCUGAUGAACUUCAAGAACGAUGCAAGAAUGUUGCUCCGGAGACAGCUGAAGCAAUAGAUCAAUUUUUGGUGAAGUUGCGAGCCUGUUGCGCAGGAGAAUCAUCAUUUACAUUUGUUCUUGACGAUCCUGCUGGAAAUAGCUUUGUUGAAAAUCCGUUUGCUCCGUCAUCUGAUCCGUCAAUGACAAUAAAAUUUUAUGAUCGAACUCCUGAGAAACAAGCAUCAUUGGGAUAUCAAGUUACACAAAUUGGAGGAACUCCAGAUGAAGCACUAACAGAAGUUUCCAACCAAGUGAAGGGAGAACCACACGGGUCUGUAGGGGCAGCAGCAGGUCACCGAGCCAUUGCACAGAGUAAUAGUGCAGAGAUUGCAGAAGCCUUAUUUCGAUAUAGUACACCAGAAGAGGUGAUGACUUUCCCAACAACUUGUUAUGCUGGUUGUGCCGGUGGAUGUGAAACUCGAAUGUUUGAAAUUGAUAUUCCGUACUUCAAAAAAGGAAUCAUUAUGGCAUUCACUUGCGAUGUUUGUGGUUACCGAAACUCUGAGUUGAAAGCGGGUGGGGGGUUUGCAGAGAAAGGAAAAAAGAUGACUCUUCAUGUGAAAAAUGUUAACGACCUAAACCGUGAUGUAAUAAAGUCUGAUACAGCUAGCGUACAAGUGCCUGAACUUGACUUGGAGUUGGCAAGUGGCACUUUAGGAGGAGUUGUUACAACUGUUGAAGGUUUAAUUAAAAAAAUUAGUGAAAGUCUUGAGAGGGUCCAUGGGUUUACUUUUGGAGACAGUCUUGAUGAACAUAGUAGAAGCAAGUGGCUUGACUUUGGGGCCAGGCUGAACAAGCUUCUUAGCUUGGAAAAACCUUGGACUUUAAUUCUUGAUGAUGCAUUGGCAAAUUCUUUCAUAGCACCUGCAACUGAUGAUCUAAAAGACGACAAGCAAUUAAUGUUUGAGGAAUAUGAGAGGACAUGGGAGCAAGAUGAAGAAUUAGGUCUCCAUGACAUGGACACAUCUUCUGCCGAUGCUGCUUAUGAAUCAGCAAAUACUAGUAGCAGUGAGUAAGCUUAUCUGCUUAUGAAUCAGCAAAUACUAGUAGCAGCGAGUAAAGAUGCUCUUCUAGUAUGAGAAAUUAUUCAUAUAAUUUUAGAUUUUUUAAACUUUUGUGGUUUAAUUUAAUUAUUUCCGGAGAUCUUGUUGUGGUGUUGCCUUAUGCCCUUAUUUAUGAUUGUAAAUGAGAGAAGUCAACUCGGUUGUUUGCUUGUUGACAUCCAAGUAAAAAAAAUAAAAAUACAAUCUCAUAUUGGGGAAUUAAUAAGCUGAUGUGUAAAAUACUAAAAUAUACUUAUCAUAUUGGUUAACCGAUGUGAAAUGUGGUGGAUAUACCACAUCACAUGCGAUCCUAUCGCGUACAAAACCAACGUGAAACUUGUUUUGUCUGAUGUUAAAUCUCUUUUUUCUGCACUGUACCUCCCCUAGGGUUUUUGGUACAUACAAAAACCUAAAUUUAUAUAUAUCAUGCUUUUGUUGGUGUUA
Molecule: messenger RNA, 2027 nt
Organism: Trifolium pratense (red clover)
Lineage: Eukaryota; Viridiplantae; Streptophyta; Magnoliopsida; Fabales; Fabaceae
Product: zinc finger protein ZPR1 homolog
Exons: 16
Coding region: 120-1556 (478 amino acids)
Cellular component (GO): cytoplasm; nucleus
Molecular function (GO): zinc ion binding
Source: RefSeq, a predicted model, not a curated record